CGUUGGCUCUGAAAAGUGGUUCUUCGCUCUCAUAAAACCAAGCUCACAAAAAGCUUGAAUAACAGAUUUCGAAAGCAAUUCCUUGCAACACUAUCACAACUACAGUACGAUUCUAACAAUGAAGCUCUCCGUCAAUACUACUUCCAACGAUGCUACCACCACUUCCAAGGCGGGCACCAUCAACACUACUUCCAACGAUGCUGCCAGUCCAGGCAACGGCCUUCCUUGGCACGCAACAAGCCUCGAGGAAAUCUUGGAGGCACUUGGAUGCGACAAAUCCGGAGGGCACUGGGGCCAUGGCCUGUCCGCGGAAGAGGCGAAGCGCCGCUUGGAUCGUUUCGGUCCCAACCAGCUCUCUGAGAAAGAGAAGACUUCCCUGCUCAAGAAGAUUUGGCAUCAUCUAAGCAACGUUUUGGUUGGUAUCCUCGCUUUCGUUGCCGUUGUGUCUGCAAUCCGUGCUGCGACCAGCAAUGACAAAGAUGUGGUCCUGACCAACUGGAUUCAAGUUGGCCUCAUCAUUUUCGUUGUCACGGUGAACACGACGAUUGGAAUUGUCCAGGAAGGUAGUGCCGAGCAGGCUGCGGAGGCUCUCAAGGCCAUGCUAUCCAGCGAGGCUGUAGUCGUGCGCGACGGAAAAGACGUCAAGGUCCCCGCGCAGGAGAUUGUUCCUGGCGAUAUUGUCAAGCUCAGUGUGGGAGACCGAGUUCCAGCCGACUUGAGAAUGAUUCAGGUGAACAAUUUGGCAUGCGGAGAAGCAGCUCUGACAGGCGAGGUCGUACCCGUUGACAAAAAGAUUGAUACCAUCAUCGUUCAAACAGAUCCUUUCCAAGUUCCAUUGGGCGACCGCAACAACAUGUGCUUCAGCGCAACACUCGUCUCACAAGGUUCAGGAACUGGUGUCAUUGUUGGCACAGGAGACCGAACCGAGAUUGGGAAAAUCAACUCACUCGUCAGUCAAGUUGAAAAAAAGAAGACGAAUGUCCUUGAACAGAUCGACCGUGUCUCGACUUGGCUUGCGGGUUUCAUCCUUUGCACUGGUACCGUCACAUUCUUCGUCGCCUGGAAGCGAUCUGGGUUGCCUCCCAUGGAAGCCUUUGCUACUUCUCUUGUGUGCUGCGUCGCAAUGAUCCCUGAGGGCUUGGAAGCGAUUGUCACCAUGAGCUAUGGCUGGGCUGUUUCCAUCAUGGCAGGAAAGAACGCCAUCAUCAAGGCUCUCCCUGCUGUCGAGACACUUGGCAGUGUUACGGUAAUCUGUUCAGACAAGACUGGCACUCUUACUCAAAACAAAAUGUCGCUUACAGCUUUCGUAACUUCAGGACAGCGCUACAGAGUCAAUGUCAACAGCACCACUCGCUCUCCAAGCAACUUUAUCCAAGACGAUAACUACCUCGUUGUCAGAGGUGGCUCUCAGAACGAAGGAGGGGCUUGCUCAGAUCUUCCCUCAGACGCUCAGGGUGGUGCGGACGUGCCAGAUGCCUCCUUCCUUCGCAAAGCACUAGCCGGUGGUAUUCUUUGCAGCAAGUGCGUUCUUGGGGAAAACGGAGGCCGCAACGGAGAAAUCGGCAAUCCAACAGAACUCGCAAUCAUCAGAGCAGCAUACAUGGGAGACGUGAACGUGUCUGACGUGAAAAACGGUGCACCAGUCGCUGCUGAGCUUCCCUUCAGUUCUGAAUACAAGUUCAUGGCGACUGUUCAUCCUUCAAAUGAAGCCAACGAUGGUACCGAUAACCUUGGCUCCUUGGUUGUUCAUGUCAAGGGCGCCCCAGAUAGGAUGGUAAACCUCUGCAAAUACCAAGCUCGCAAUGGAAAGCUUGGCGACAAUGAUUUGGAGCCAAUCGAUAUCGAGUUCUGGAUGGAGCAAAUUUCCAUUCUUAGUUCUCAUGGGCUCCGCGUGCUCGCACUUUGCCGAGGAAGUCUACCUGAGGGUUCCGUCAGCGACGGUCAACAACUUGAUCCAGAGUUCGUGCUUGAGAAGGGACAGUGGCUUACCAUGGUAGGUCUCUGUGGCAUCCUUGACCCACCCAGGCCUGAAUGUGCAUUGGCUGUGUCGGAAGCUCAUGGUGCCGGUGUAAGAAUUGCCAUGAUCACGGGCGACCACAAAGACACGGCCCUUGCGAUUGGAGCCCAACUUGGAUUGGUUGACAAGGAACACUCUGAAGCUAUCACAGGUCCCGAACUUGAUUCCAUGAACGACGAAGAGUUGGGGGUUGCUGUCCAGAAGUAUAAUGUUUUUGCUCGUGCAUCUCCUCAGAACAAGAUUCGUAUUGUCAAGGCACUCCAGGCUCAGGGUGAAGUCUGUGGAAUGACUGGAGACGGUGUCAAUGAUGCCCCGGCCCUCAAGGCAGCCGACAUGGGUGUCGCUAUGGGCAAGGAAGGCACUGAUGUCGCUCGCGAAGCCUCCGAUAUGAUUUUAGCGGAUGACAACUUUGCCACCAUUGUGACAGCUGUGCGAGAAGGAAGAGUCGUUUGGGACAAUCUUCGCAAGGUGCUUCUUGUCAACACUCCCAUCAACAAUGCCCAGGGUUUGACAGUCCUCUUUGGAUUGAUUUUUGGUCUCCCAGAUGCGAUACUCUCGUCUAUCCAAGUGCUCUACUGCAACCUUAUCUGUGCUGUCACUCUUGGGUUCGUUUGUGCUGUUGAGCCAGCAGAACAUGGCAUCAUGGGUCUUCCACCCAGACGUUUGGGCAAACGCCUCAUUGGUCGAUUCCUCUUUCUUCGAAUUGUUUUGGCGACAACGACAUUGGUUGCUACGACGGUUGGUUCCGUCUUUUUGAUCCGCGACCUGUCGACAGCUUACACCCCCGAACAGCAACGGGCACAAGCCCUCAACACCCUUGCGUUUGGAGCCGUGGCCAUUACACUCAGUGCUCGAUUUGCCUACAACAGUUCGUUUCAUCCGCGCAUCUUUCGUGGAAACAAGCUUUGCUGGAUCUCGGUUGCCAUUGUGGUUGGUCUGCAGGUCGUGAUUACCCAUACCCCCGGCUUGAACAAGACAAUCUUUGAAAUGGAGGGUAUGGAUGGUAUCCAAUGGGCCAUUGUGGUUGGGUUCAUGUUCGUGACGCUCUCUGUCAUGGAAAUCGAAAAGGCGGUUCGCCGCUAUCUUUCCAGUCUCGGCGAGGACACGGAUGACCGCGAGUAUGGAUUGUUCGAUGAAGUCCCAGCCGACAAUACUUGAUUCGAUUUCGACACGGCAACUUGGUAAUGGUUCGUCGUCUUUUCAAAAAGGACUGUUGAUCCCUGCUGAUUGUUUUCCAUUAUAAAAUUUU
Seminavis robusta is the source of this 3266-nucleotide messenger RNA. The record is from the annotation of a GenBank genome assembly. NCBI's taxonomy places the organism in Eukaryota, Bacillariophyta, Bacillariophyceae, Naviculales, Naviculaceae.